Molecule: messenger RNA, 916 nt
Organism: Ostrinia nubilalis (European corn borer)
Lineage: Eukaryota; Metazoa; Arthropoda; Insecta; Lepidoptera; Crambidae
Exons: 7
Coding region: 72-899 (275 amino acids)
Source: RefSeq, a predicted model, not a curated record
UUCAAGUUUGCUCAUAAUAAAACAUGUUUUUAAUAUUCAUGAUAGUUAUUUCGACAUGUUAGAAACAAGAAAUGGAUUUGAAUUUUUAUUUUACAUUCGCAAUAUUUGUUUAUAGAACGGAAGCAAACUCUACCAUAGACAACAAUGCGUUGGCAGUAUUAGCGCAGCACGAAGAUGACUUCACUCCAGAGACCUUCGCUUUCUUUAAUGUUAGCAAAAAGUACAAAAAGUUUGACCUCACGGAGUUGGAAGCCCUGAGCAGGCGGUGGGACCUCUGGUAUUUCAGGAAGUACAUCGAGAGGCAGGUGUACACACAGGAGCUCAACGAGAGAGCGUGCUACUUCAUCUGCAUGACUUACAUCACCGCAAUGCCUCAAAUCCGAAGGUACUUUGACCUACGCUACUUCUACGUGGAAACAGUGGAGUACGAGAUGGGAUAUGCCAUUUACGACAUCGUGUACAGAUACCAGAUGAUGCUUGAGAUAUACCAGAUUAUGUACAAUAAGUACUAUAUGCAGCCAUGGCGUUAUAAGACACCAAUAUCGUACAUGUUCUAUAUGUAUCGGAACAUGUUAGAGUACGGCAUGACCAUCAUACAUCUGUGUAACAUGCUCCACGAGACCGAGAAGAAAUUCCAAGGGAAGGCUCUCGGGCAUUGGGACGACUAUCCUGAUUCAAACGAGCAGGAGAAGACCAAGGCCUCCAACUUCACAAGAGACAAAAAUAAGGCAGUGAGCGACUACGAGAAACGCCGAGAACAAGAAAGAAAGAAGAGACUCAAAGAAAGGAAGAAGGAACGUAAGAAGAUUGACAUAGGAUUCACUCGGACCACUCCACAAAGGCGGCCUAAGAAGAGUUUCUGGCCUCUUCACUACGGUUGGUCAAUCGAGUAUUGGUAAAAAUAUAGAAUUAAAAA